AUGCCAUCGGAACUGCAUCAUGGCCCUCUCACACUCACCGUGACGCAGUCAUCCCACCUCUUGCUCUCGUUUACGCAUUUCCUGACUGUUGCCAUUCACAAUGUGCUGUUCUACCGGUCUCUAUACCCACCCACAACCUUCCUCACCACCCGGGCCUACAACCUGGCAGUGCACCAGUCGCGCCACCCGGCCGUGUGCAACUGGAUUCGCGAUGCCGUCGACGCCAUCCGUGCGCAGCUUGUGCUCGGCUCCGUCAGCCGCAUUGCCAUUGUGAUCCACGCCCCAGACUCCACGGUACUCGAGCGGUGGAUGAUUGAUGUGGCGCAAUUCCCGGCCUUCAAGGGAUACAAGGAACCCAGAGGUAACCGCAGAGACGAGGAAGACGACGGUGUGGGGGCUCCGGAACGGGUCCCGAUCCCGGGAGAGGACCGCGGCGGGGUCGACGCCGGGGCGCAGAGCAAGGCACGACGGGUCAACUGGACCGAUGUGGACGAGGCGUUCCGGGCUGCCGUCAGACGCAUGGCGCUGGCUGGCGAGAAGAUGUCGGCACUGCCAGAGGGCUGCAGCUUCACCGUCGCAGUAGAGCUUCGUGAUGAGAGCGAGGCUCCGAUCGGGUACCCGCAAUCUUGGAUUCCAUCUGAGCCUCAUCUCCAGCCAUCGUCCAAAGACAAACCUGUACCUGGUGGAGAUAUCGGCGGUGCCAAGACCACACCCAUAAGGUCAGUCGAGGUCGGGCCGUUAUUCUUCGAGUGUUGGGUUGAAGAAGGGAAAACAAAGGGAGAUUUACCCUCCUCAAGUACAUCAUCCGACUGA
Pestalotiopsis fici W106-1 is the source of this 813-nucleotide messenger RNA. RefSeq lists its product as uncharacterized. The record is from RefSeq and is a predicted model, not a curated record. The coding region runs from base 1 to 813 and encodes 270 amino acids. The transcript has 2 exons. Lineage: Eukaryota; Fungi; Ascomycota; Sordariomycetes; Amphisphaeriales; Sporocadaceae. Gene Ontology annotation, cellular component: zeta DNA polymerase complex.